CGUUUAAAGCCCGGCUGCACCACCGUCACGUUCAGAGGGUCAAAAUGAGCAACUUUGGGCUGAUCCUGGAGGAGAUCGGGGAGUUCGGCUUGUUCCAGAAGCGCCUGGUGGCUGCGUUAUGCGUCACCAGCAUUUUCACGGGCUUCGACGUGAUCGGCCAGGUGUUCACGGGCAUGACCUUCCCACAUCACUGCAACACCGACUGGAUCCUGAAGCAGGGGCCCAACCUGACGGAGGAGAGGCGGCGGAACCUCACCAUCCCUGUGGACGCGGAUGGGAGGUAUGAGAGUUGCCAGAUGUUCACGCCUGUGGACGUGGAUCUGGAAACUAUAGCGGCGUAUGGGAUCAACAGCACCACAGGAUGCGUGAAUGGCUCCGACUUUGGCCAACCCGAAGGCUCCUCCAGCAUUGUGACUGAGUUCACCUUGGUGUGUGAUAAGAGCAGCCUGAUCCAGGCGUCCCAGUCCGUCUACAUGGCCGGGCUUCUGGUCGGGGCCCUGGUGCUGGGGCAGAUGGCUGACCGGCUCGGUCGGCGCUUCGUCGUCCUGCUUUCGCUCCUCCUCCUGAUGCUGUUUGGUGUCGGCAUCGCCUUCUCACCCAACGUUUAUGUUUAUAUGGCCCUCAAAUUCUCAAGUGGCCUCUCUGUGUCUGGCAUCACUGCAAACGCCUUUGUGAUCGGGGGGGAGUGGAGCGAGUCGUCCAAGUUCGCCCUCUGCACCAUCCUGUGCCACUCUUUCUUCCCCCUCGGGCUGAUGCUGUUGUCUGGCGUCGCCUAUGCGAUCCGGAACUGGAGGAUCCUGCAGAUGGUGCUCUUCAGCCCUCUCCUCAUCGUCCUGGGGAUCUUUUACUGGAUUCUGCCGGAGUCGGCCCGCUGGCUUCUCACGCAGGGCAGGAAGCAGGAGGCCGUAAAGCUGAUCCGGAGGGCAGCGAGGGUGAACGGGAGGACGGUUCCGGAAGCUCUGCUGGAAAAAAUGGACGUGGAGGCUCCGUCCAAGAGAGUGAACAUGCUGGACAUCUUCAGAAUCCCCUACCUGAGGAGGCGCGCCCUCAUAAUGAGCUACCUCUGGUUUGCCACCAGUCUGAUGUACUACGGCCUGAGCCUGAACGUGGGCGACUUCGGCCUGGACCUCUACCUCACGCAGUUCAUCUUCGGCGCGGUGGAGCUCCCGGCGCGUCUGGGCUGCCUGCCCCUCAUCCAGAGCGUGGGCCGGAGAGUCAGCCAGGCCGGGAUGCUGCUGUUCGGAGGCUGUGCCUGUCUGGGCAUCCUGGCCGUGCCUAAAGACCUGCCUGUGGUGGCCACAGUCAUAGCUGUACUGGGCAAAUUUGCUGCCACUGCCAGUUUCUCCACUGUGUAUGUGUACACGGCAGAGCUCUACCCCACCAUUCUAAGGCAGAACGGCGUGGGCCUGAACUCCAUGUGUGCGCGCGUGGCGGGCAUCCUGGCGCCCAUGAUCAGGCUCCUGGACGUGUACCACGCCAUCAUCCCCAUGCUGAUCUACGGCAGCGUCCCCGUGGUCGCCGGAGGCCUGUGUCUGCUGCUGCCCGAAACCCGCAACGCGGAGCUCCAGGACCACGCUGAGCUCACAAAACCUGAGAACGGAGCUGCUGAGAAGGAAACUGUUUUUAUGGAAGACAAGGACACAAAGAGCACAAAGAUGUAGAUCUUGUACGGGUUCUACUCAUGAUGGUUUUCACAGUUUUUUAAUAGUGCAAAUAAACUUUUUCUAACUGACGUUUGCAGGUAACUGAAAGGAAAGGUUCCCUGGAAAUCACAUUUAUCCUUGUUUUUUUGUAAAAAUAAAUAUUUUAUUGUAAAUAUUGUACAUUAAAAUUUGAAUAUGUAAUAA
This is a messenger RNA of Betta splendens (Siamese fighting fish), 1847 nucleotides long. It is a transcript of the gene slc22a13b, whose product is annotated as solute carrier family 22 member 13b. Gene Ontology annotation, cellular component: membrane. Gene Ontology annotation, molecular function: transmembrane transporter activity. Gene Ontology annotation, biological process: transmembrane transport. Lineage: Eukaryota; Metazoa; Chordata; Actinopteri; Anabantiformes; Osphronemidae. The record is from RefSeq and is a predicted model, not a curated record. Bases 45 to 1661 code for a protein of 538 amino acids. The transcript is spliced from 10 exons.